CCCCAAAUUCUUUUAUGCAGAUGCAGAUAUUGAGUCAAAAGGGAUAAUUAUGGAUGGUUUUAAUGAGUGCCUUGAGAAAUUAGUUCCUGAUCCAAAUAUCCAGGAUAAGAUAUCAAUUGAAGAGUUAAUUUCGUACAAGUGUUCUUUGAUGUCAUUUGGGAAAGAUAUGGCAUUAAGGCAGAGAAACAAAGAUGAACCAGCCCAAUGGUGGAGACAACAUGGGAGUAACGCUCCAAACCUCCAGAAGAUGGCUAUGCGGAUCUUGAGUUUGACAACUACCUCUUCUGGUUAUGAGCGCAAUUGGAGUUCGUUUGAGAUGGUGCAUACAAAGAGAAGAAAUAGGCUUGAGCAAAGGAAGCUCAAUGACUUGAGGAGAAGAAAAACCAGCCAAAAAAGGGUCCUGUCUCUUCGAAAGACAUGGAGAAUGCUUCAAAUUGGUUAGUUAGUGACCCUGGUACUGAGGAGGUCUUCCCUGGGGAAGGUUUGGCAUGGGAAAUGGUCGAUGAGGCUUUAGGGCAAGCUUUUGAUCCUAGUAGUGCCACUUGAGCAACUUCUUUUGCUGGUACUUCACGGAGGGAGAUAGAGGAAGAGGAGGCAGAUUCAGAAGGAUCUCUGGAAGAAGAGGAAUAUGUUGAAGAGGGUGAUGAUUCUGAUGAUGACAACCUCGAUUCUGAUGCAGAUGAAAGCAAUGAAGAUGAUGAUUCUGAUUCUUAUUGAUGUCUUGAUUGUCUUAUCUCUUCUUUUGAAGUAACUUUAAUACUUUAUUGUACCAUCUUGGUUUGGGCUUUAAACAUUUGGAGUUUGAACGAUUUUUAUUUAGUUAUGUGGUUUGUAAUUUUUUUGUCUUUUUGGACUAUGUCGUUGUGUGGUUUACUGGUUUUUCUAUAGUUGUGGAAGUUAGUUUGUUGAUGACUUGGAGAGUUGGAGACUUGGAAUCUUGGAUGUUAUUGUGGUUUAUUUUAUGGAUAUGUAAUAUGGCAAUAUGGACAAUUUAUGAA
Molecule: messenger RNA, 998 nt
Organism: Amborella trichopoda
Lineage: Eukaryota; Viridiplantae; Streptophyta; Magnoliopsida; Amborellales; Amborellaceae
Molecular function (GO): protein dimerization activity
Source: RefSeq, a predicted model, not a curated record